AUGCGGGGCGCUAAGGCAGCGGUUGCAGCUGCUGUUGCUGCAGAUGCAAUGCUGUCAGAUGACGAGGCUGUGGUGUCGCUUGCGGCCCAGUGCCGGGCGGCAAAGCGCUCCUUGCAGCGGCUGCUGCAGCAGGAGGCAGUGCUGCCAGAUGAUUCGCUGCUGUUUGACGGGCUCUCUGCUGUUGAUGACGUGGAUGCCGCCCUUGCCAGGCUGGCAGCCAUGCGGGAUGAGGUGAAGGGGGCUCAGGGGAAGAAGCAGCACAGACGGGGGAGGGGAGGGGGGAAGGGGAGGGGGAGGAGUGGGGGGGAGGGUGCUGGGGAGAGUGGGGAAGGGACAGGGGGGGUUGCGGAGUGGGUGAUGGGGUGUGGAGGAGAGGGGGUUGGUGGUGGGAGUGGAGGGGGGGGGAAUGUAGGGACCAUAGAGGAGGGUGAAGAUGAAGGGUAUGAGAGUGGAGAGGAGGAAGAGGAGGGGGAGGCAUUGGAGAGAGGGAGACGCCAUUCUUUGGAAGGAGAUGGAGAGGGUAGGGCGAGUAGUGGGGACAGAGAGGACAGGGGAACACAGGAGGAGGAGGGAAACCAGGAGGAGGGAAACACAGUCAAGGCAGGAGAAGUGAAGGAUGGGGAUAGCUCCUUUGGAGGAGAGGGGGGUGUGGUGGAAGGUGGAGGUGGGAUUGGAGCAGAAGCUGGAGCAGAGGCAGUGGAGGGGAGGGUGGCUGAUAAGAUUCGUGCUGGUGGAGUGGCGAUAGGUGAUUCUGCUGCUUCUCCUGCUGUUGAGGGUGGGGUGGCAGGGCAGACAGAAGGGAACAGCGAGGUGUAUUUCUAA
Closterium sp. Naga37s-1 is the source of this 822-nucleotide messenger RNA. The record is from the annotation of a GenBank genome assembly. Lineage: Eukaryota; Viridiplantae; Streptophyta; Zygnematophyceae; Desmidiales; Closteriaceae.